Molecule: messenger RNA, 1623 nt
Organism: Hordeum vulgare subsp. vulgare (domesticated barley)
Lineage: Eukaryota; Viridiplantae; Streptophyta; Magnoliopsida; Poales; Poaceae
Product: serine carboxypeptidase-like 18
Exons: 13
Coding region: 130-1623 (497 amino acids)
Biological process (GO): proteolysis; secondary metabolic process
Molecular function (GO): serine-type carboxypeptidase activity; acyltransferase activity, transferring groups other than amino-acyl groups
Source: RefSeq, a predicted model, not a curated record
GAGGGAUACCAGGGGGACAUCACCUCAGAGCCACGAAUCCUCGUCCUCUCUCUCGGCCUCUUAUACAGAGAUUAAGGAGCACAGAACAAACGGAAGCGGCUGCCCACUACACUACUAGUAUCUCGUACGAUGGUCGGGCGGCUGCUCCUGCUGCUCGCCGUGCUUACCACGCGGCAGCUCGCCGGCGCCGCUGCGGCCUCCAGUUCCAGUUCCAAGGUAGUGACCCGCCUCCCCGGGUUCCAGGGCCGCCUCCCCUUCCACCUCGAGACCGGGUACGUGGAGGUGGACGAGGACAACGGCACGGAGCUGUUCUACUACUUCAUCGAGUCCGAGGCCGGCACGGAGGACGCACCUUUCCUCCUCUGGCUCACCGGCGGCGACCACUGCACCGUAUUCAGCGGCCUCGCCUUCGAGAUCGGUCCUGUCAAGUUCGUCGUAGAGCCAUACAGUGGCACCACACCGAGGCUGGAAAUAAAUCCGCACUCAUGGACGAAGGUGGCGAAUAUCCUUUUCGUUGAUACACCGGUUGGGGCAGGGUUUUCAUUUUCAAGACGACCCCAAGGCUACCAUGUCGGGGAAGUAUCUACCUCAUUGCAGCUCCAUGAGUUCCUCAUCAAGUGGAUCGGCGACCACCCCAAGUUUCUAUCAAGUCCCCUCUACAUCGGGGGAGACUCGUAUGCUGGAAAAAUUGUACCAUUCAUCACACAAAAGAUUUCCGAAGGUAAUGAAGUUGGAAGGAGACCCCUUCUUAACCUCAAGGGCUAUCUAGUAGGUAACCCGGCAACAGGUGAAAGGAUCGACGAAAGCUCCAAAGUGCCUUUUGCUCACGGAUUUGGUAUAAUAUCAGAUCAAUUAUAUGAGACAAUAUUGGGUCAUUGUCAAGGACAAGACUACAAGAAUCCUACAAGCGUGCUGUGUGCCAAAGCUCUGGGUACUUUCCAUAGUCUCCUCUCCGAAGUUAUGUUGGCCCAUAUUUUGCGGGAGAAAUGCGUUUUUUCAUCUGCUGGACCGCAUGCGGAGACGGGCGAUUCGGCUGCCAGUGCCAGUCGGAAGAUCCUAAACGAGGAAGAAGCAGUGAUCGUGACGGGGAAACGGGUAAAACAUCCGCCACCUCGUGUAUCACUUGGCUGUUAUAGCUACACGGCUUACCUGUCGUAUUUCUGGGCAAACGACGCGCUCACCCGAGACGCCCUGGGGAUCAAGGACGGCACAGUGGACGAGUGGGUGAGGUGCCACAGCGGCGACCUGCCGUACGCCGUGGACAUCGGGAGCAGCAUCAGGUACCACCGGAACGUCACCGCCAACGGCUACCGUGCGCUGGUGUACAUCAUGGUUUUGUCAGCUGAAAGACUGAACCUGGCCGGGAUUUGCAUUGGUGUUGGCAGCGGCGACCACGACGCGGUUGUGCCGCAUCUCGGGACGCAGGCGUGGGUGAGGUCGCUCGGCUUCCCCAUCGUCGACCAAUGGAGGGCGUGGCAUCUCGACGACCAGUCUGCCGGAUUCACCAUAAGCUACUCCAACAACAUGACAUUCGCGACAGUAAAGGGAGCCGGGCACACGGCGCCUCAGUACGAGCGGUGCUACGCCAUGUUCAGCCGUUGGAUACUAGACCAGCCACUCUAG